CAGGGGCAGACUGACAACUCAUGGGGCCCCCGGGCAAUAAGGGAUCAUGGGGCCCCUGUGUCCUUGCCCAAACUCAAAAAAGCCUAUGAAAAAGGUAUAAUGGGCAUCUCAUGGGGCCCCCUACUGACCCCGGGCCCUCGGGCAGUGCCCAAGUUUCCAAAUGGUCAGUCCGCCCCUGCUCUUGGCAUUAAAACCCACCAGCCGAAAGGCAGUAUAUAUGCAUCUUAAUUACACAGACUUUUUUUGAGAAAAUUUGGUAUAUGUGCAUGCAUAUAUCUGGAGUGUCGUACUUUGAUUGAUCUCUAGAUCUUUAUUUUAUUUUAUUUAU
This is a messenger RNA of Staurois parvus, 328 nucleotides long. NCBI's taxonomy places the organism in Eukaryota, Metazoa, Chordata, Amphibia, Anura, Ranidae. The record is from the annotation of a GenBank genome assembly.